This is a messenger RNA of Staurois parvus, 2050 nucleotides long. The record is from the annotation of a GenBank genome assembly. Lineage: Eukaryota; Metazoa; Chordata; Amphibia; Anura; Ranidae.
GUUGACGCAGAUGCAAGAAUCAGCCCAGCGGAAUCCCUAAACCACUCCUUUGUUACCAUGAAACACCUCCUUGAUUUCCCCCACAGCAACCAUGUGAAAUCUUGUUUCCAUAUCAUGGAUGUCUGCAAGUCACGUCCCAGCUUGGGUGACACAGUUAACCGCAAUAAAACAUCAGUCAUGAGACCGGUGGCCUCAGCCAACGCAGCUAACAUUUCAGCCGGUUUCUCCAAGCUUGGCAGCGUCAGGGGUCAGGCUUUAACCACAUCAGGCCAUACAGUUAUACAUCAUGGGAUACCAGUGCAGGCGGGAGCUGCUCCAUUUGGUUGCAAUGAUGCUUUUCAGCAAACGUUGAUCCUUUGUCCCCCAGCCCUUCAAGGAAUGCCACCAAACCACGGGAAACCCACAAGUUACUCAGUGCGAGUGGACAACACUGUGCCCCUGGUCACACAAGCCCCUGCCAUCCAACCCCUGCAGAUAAGACCUGGUGUUCUCUCACAGCAAACGUGGUCAAAUGGAUCGCAGCCCAUAUUGGUUCCUGCAUGGCAACAAGUGACAACAGUGGCACCAACAACUACAACGCUAGCCUCUGAUAGCAUGGCUGGACCACAGAGACUUGGCGACUGGGGGAAAGUAAUUCACCAUGGGAACCAUUACAGCUCAAUGAUCCUACAGCCUCUUUUAACCAACCAAAUGACACUGUCGGCUCCUCAGCCUAUCAGUUUAGGCAUCGCACAUGUGGUGUGGCCCCAGCCUGCUGCUAGCAAAAGGAACAAGCUUUGCCAGAACAGGAGUAACACACAAUACAGGACCCUGUUGUCCAUAAUAAAGCACUUACCUCUCCAAAGAUCUCAAACAGCGCAAAGACCACAGAACCUGCAAGUUGUACGUUACCAGAAGACAAUCAGAACUCAGAGGAGCAGGAGGUCAGCUUGUGUAAGGCCUCCGAAGGGGCAGCACUGGAUGUAUCCAGUCAACAAAGGCAAACCAUAGUUAUUGCUGAUUCACCCAGCCCUACAGUGAGUGUCAUUACCAUCAGCAGUGACACAGAUGAGGAGGACUCUUCACAGACACACUCCUUGAGGGAGUGUAAAGGAAGUCUGGACUGUGAGGCCUGUCAGAGUACCCUGAACAUUGAUCGCGUGUGUUCCCUGAGCAGUCCGGACAGCACCCUGAGCACUAGCUCCUCUGGCCAGUCCAGCCCAUCCCCGUGCAAAAGACCCAACAGUAUGUCGGAUGAUGAACCUGAAAGUGGUUGUGAUACUGUCGAUGGAUCACCAAGCUCUGAUUCCUCUGGCCAUGAUAGUCCAUUUGUAAAGAGCAGUUUUGUCACGGACACCAAUGAGAACUCAGAAAAACGGGCAUCGGAAAAAGCAGAGAGUAAACCUGCAGUGUGUACAUUAGUGGUUCCACCUAUCAGGAUUGAAAACCGCAGGGAAAACUCACACAGGGCCACAAACAAAGAUGCAGCUAGUCAUCCACUAAUAAAAGGCAGGUCAGCCCCAGGGAGAAAAAACCACCUCACGGCCCUCGGCAACCGCCAGCAGAAACUUACAUCAGCAUUCCAGCAGCAACAGCCUCUGAGUUUCAGCCAGGUGCAACAUUUUGGAUCUGGGCAUCAAGAAUGGAAUGGAAACUAUGGGCACAGGAGACAGCAGGCAUUCAUUACACCCACUGUAACCAGUCAUCCCUUCACCCUCCCACACGGAAGCCCAAACCACAGCGCAGUGCAUGCUCACCUGGGGGGCCAGCCCACCAUCCUAUCUUACCCGCCCUCCGCUCCGCUGAGCACUGCAGCACCUGUGGCCCACCUCCUGGCCUCCCAUGUACCACAAGACCAAUCUUACAACACCCGGCCUACAACUUCUCCCACCCCAGUGGCAUCAUCCACCAGGUCGCCGUAGGAAUCAACCCCCGUCUUCUGCCUUCACCUACUAUCCACCAGACUCAGUACAAACCAAUAUUCCCAUCCCACUCGUAUAUCACCGCAUCGCCUGCCUACACGGGAUUUCCCAUGAGCCCCACAAAACUCAGUCAGUAUCCGUACAUGUAA